AUGGAAGUAAUCUACACCACCAUCAAUUUGGGAUUUGCAGGUAAAGAGGCUUUGAUUUCGGAUUCAAACCUGUCCAUUGACACCAGGUCCCAUGUCACGCGCCUUCUUACCCUUCUGUUAACCAUCGGCGCCUCUCAUACCCAUGCCUCCUGUUCAGAUUGUAAAUCAGGAAUUCCAGCCAACGGAAUGCGCUUGCUGUCACCGAGUAAACAUCUUCCACCGCCUAAAGAAGCCACACCUGCACUCAAGUCUACUAUCAUGACAACUGAAAUUGCAAUAGUGUACCCACCUGCAGUUGAUUCCAUUUGAUAUCGACACCGGUGGGAGAAGAAGACGUCGGACCAGGUCUAGCACACCCAAUCGCAUAGGAAAGCCCUAAAAUCGAUUUUCAGUGGUUGCGCAUGUACUCAGUGAUGACGUAUAGUGGGAAAGACGAAAGAGACAUCAAAACCAUGAUUGAAGUUCGGAAAAAAAGGAAGCACAUCGCUAAAAAUGAAAAUUGAGAUUCGCUUACCACAUGUUCGAUGAAAUGCCUUUGAGGCAUUCACAAUGAUUAUAAGUAACUCAUCACCGUCGUGCCUCUGGAAUUGGUUAGGGCUUCCAGUUCAGUUCUGGGCACGCUGUUAAAACUUAAACUCUCACCAUUUGUCUCUAGAUUUCUAUUUAACAGUUUCAAGCAAACGCACAAGAAACGGAGCAUCUUUCCUAUCACUUUUAAGGCGUACAAUGUUGGAAGGGAGACAACAGUUGUGUUGCAGCUUAAAAGUGAUUGUUCUCUUAUUUCGAUUAGCAGCCUCCAGUAAUCUAGGAAACUUGAAGACAUGAUCAAAUCAUAAAUGAGUUGCUCAAUGAACUGAUCCUGAUUUGAUUUGGAGUUUUUUACUUGAAUUUUGUUUUACAAAGUUGAGUUUCUUUAUUCGUUAUUUAUGGUUUUGUUUUUCAAUUUGGAUUAUCAGUUGAGAGUAGUUAUUCAUGGUGUUGAAAUUAUGUCUAAGUAAGAUUUUUUUAUUUUAAAUACUGUUUAAACAUCUUCAUAACAACGAUUGUUUAUUUACUACUUUUGGGUGACCUUACCUUUUAAGGUUCAAAAGUGGGCAUGUGACAUGUACGAUGAAGAUUUUCUCAUAAAAACAUUAUUCAGCCUUUUUUUAUGUUUCAUAGAAUUUAAAGAUGUGAAAUUUCAGUGGUUCUUUUAGAAGAAGAAGCUAACUGUAUCUUUGUUAUCAAAGAAGAGAGAACUUUAUGGAGUUGAAAGCCCCAAGAAAAUUUACUAAAGAGUU
This is a messenger RNA of Lactuca virosa, 1280 nucleotides long. NCBI's taxonomy places the organism in Eukaryota, Viridiplantae, Streptophyta, Magnoliopsida, Asterales, Asteraceae. The record is from the annotation of a GenBank genome assembly.